AUGAUAUCACGAUCACCUAUACGAUACUCACGUAUAAUUUCUCACUUUAGACCAAUCUCCUCAAGAAAUUAUUCAACCAUCAUACCCGACACCUCAGUACAACCUUCAAAGCCAAAGCUAUCGCAAUUCAGUCAUGCUAUUUUCAAUACCCUCACAAUUUCCUUAACCACAUAUCUACUUUUGCAUACCUUGUGGACCAAUCUAGAGUUUAACGAAGUAGAGGCUGAUCUAGUGGCAAAAUCUAAUGAUUUGGAAUCUCAAAUACAAACUAUAGUUACAGAGUUGAAACAACAAGAAUUAAAUAAGAAGCAAAGUUGGCUUGGAAAGUUGAAAUUUUGGUAA
Lodderomyces parapsilosis is the source of this 342-nucleotide messenger RNA. RefSeq lists its product as uncharacterized. NCBI's taxonomy places the organism in Eukaryota, Fungi, Ascomycota, Pichiomycetes, Serinales, Debaryomycetaceae. The record is from RefSeq and is a predicted model, not a curated record. The transcript has a single exon. Bases 1 to 342 code for a protein of 113 amino acids.